GAGGAGGAGGAGGAGGAGGAGGAGGAGGAGGGGUGAUCUGCUGCUUCAUCCAGACCAGCCUGGCAGACGCUCUUCGUCCUUCAGUCGGAAUCCUGCUGCCGCAGCUCCAUCAUGGCUCUCAACGUGCCCGGCGUGGCCGUCAUGAUGUUCUUCUACCUGCUGGUCCUCGGGAUCGGCAUCUGGGCUUCCAUCAAGUCCAAAAAGGAAGCGAAGAAGGGGCAGGGGGAUAAGACGGAGAUGGCGCUUCUGGGCAAUCGAGGCAUCAACCUGGUGGUCGGCAUCUUCACCAUGACAGCCACAUGGGUUGGAGGUGGAUUCAUCGUGGGCACAGCUGAGGCAGUGUAUAACCCCUCCAUGGGACUCAUCUGGGCUGUAAUGCCGAUUGCAGCAACCAUGUGUUUCAUCAUUGGUGGCUUGUUCUUCGCCGAGCCCAUGAGAAACAAUAAAUACGUGACCAUGAUGGAUCCUUUCCAGAUCAAAUAUGGAAAAGUGCCGACGGCCGCUCUUUCGCUGGCUUCACUCAUAUCAGAGAUUAUGUGGGUGACUGGAACACUCAUAGGAUUAGGUGUAACCAUGAGUGUGAUCCUGGAUUUGUCCUACACUGUGAGCAUCUGGAUUUCUGCUGCUGUGGCCAUCACCUACACCCUGCUGGGGGGUCUCUACUCUGUGGCCUACACAGACAUCAUACAGCUCGUCCUCAUUUUCAUCAGCUUGUGGCUGUGCGUCCCCUUCUCCAUGAUGAGCCCUGCUGUGAUGGACAUCACCGAGACAGCGUACAACUACACAUUACAGCCUCCGUGGGUCGGCACUCUUGGGGCGGACAGAGCCUGGAGGUGGAUCGAUAACUUUCUACUUCUGGGUUUGGGAAACUUGGGUCUUCAGAACUUCCACCAGCGGACGCUGUCAGCCGCCUCCUCAGCUACAGCCAAGAUCACCUGCUUCGCCGCUGCGUUCAUCGUUCCCACGUUAGGCAUCCCUCCCAUACUCCUCGGUGCAGUGGCUGCAUCAACAAACUGGAACUUGACUUCUUAUGGUUCUCCGUCUCCAUUCGAACGUGGGGAGGCAGGGCUCAUCCUGCCCCUUGUCCUGCAGCACCUUACCCCGACCUACAUCUCCAUCAUCGGUAUUGGGGCAGUGGCGGCCGCUGUGAUGUCAUCCACUGACUCAGCGUUACUGUCUGCAGCCUCCAUCUUUACCGCAAACAUCUACAAGAACAUCCUGAGGCCACAGGCGUCGGAGCAGGAGAUCCAGUGGGUGAUCCGGGGCUCAGUGGUGGUGGUGGGCCUGGCCGGGACGUCCCUCACCUUCAUGGACAACAGCGUCCUGAUGAUCUGGUUGCUUCGCUCUGACCUCACCUACACGCUCAUGCUGCCGCAGCUCGUCUGCGUCCUCUUCUUCGACAUCUCCAAUGGUUACGGGGCCGUUCUGGGCUGCAUCACGGGCAUGCUGUUGCGGGUGCUGUGCGGGGAGCCGCUGCUCGGGAUACCGCCUGUUCUCCGAUUCCCAGGAUGCACUCUGGUAAACGGCGUUUACAUCCAGCACUCGCCAAUCAGGACCAUCUGCAUGCUGUCUGCUGUUGUGUCCAUCCUGUUGUUCUCCUACCUGGCGUCUGUUGUCUUCAGCAGAGGUCUGAUUCCUGAGAAAUGGGACAUUUUUGAUUUAAAAGCUCAGCAUUCGAUACAAACACAAGGUGGCGCCAAAUCCAAUAUUAGGGACGAGAAGUUAAAAGAACAAAACGAAAACAAUGAAGCGUGUGAACCUAUGUUAGAGUCAACAUUUUAAUCAAGAAAUAUGAUUUCAAAUACAUUUUUAUACAAUUUUCAUCUGUAUGGACUGGUUUAUUGGCAAAUGUAUGCAAUGUGUAAUGACUUACUUUUAUCGGUACAGUAUAUUUUGAAUUUUUGUAUACUUUUAUAGAGCAUGAAUUGAAGAGCUCUGCAUUUUUUUUUUUUUCCUGCAAUUUUUUUUUGCAGCAGUGACACCUCCAAGCAGCAUCCACUGAUUGUAAGACAAUCACGAACGUUUAGGGCGAACCCCGCUCGACCUCACCAGUCGCUUCACAUCUUUUAGGUGCAGGUUAACCGUAACUGUGCUGCUGUUCACUGAUUACCUUCUUCUCCGUGGAGAUCGAGGCCUUGUCAGAGCUUCUUUUUUUAUACACAAAGCAAUAUUUUACAGGAAGUCAUUGCAGGGAAUCCUUUGGUUGAAGUCAGGUCUUCUUGAUGCAGAGCUGCGCAGCUGUAUAACGUUGAAAUUUUGAUGUGGGCUUACUGUAACCCCCGAUAAGUUUGUCUCUCUAGAAUCCCUACACUGGAGAUAAUGAAUAAAAUAUUGAUUUUGGCUGAAAAGAUGAGCCAAAAAAAGGAUUUCCAAUAUUUUAGAGACCUCAUUUCCAAAGAUAUCCAUUAAAAAGGUACCCAUUCUUUUCUAUUUUGCUUGCAUAAUUAAACAGUUAAAGUGUUAAUACUGAAGUGGGAAAUAAUGAAGGCACUUCAUUUUGUGAGGACAGACCUAUAACACGGAUGAAUAUGUAUGCAAACUUGGAGCCUUUUCAUGUUUACAUGUACACACAACCAAACCUGACUACGAGCUUAUGAUGACAUACACACACACACACGUGACCGCCCGCUGUUAGAUAACACAGCACGUGUGCGGCAUGCCGGAGCCGUGACAGAUGUCCAGACUGUCCCCUGAUGUCUGCCUUGAUCUAAGUCAAGUAACAAUAUAUCAGUGUGGUAUUACGUGAGGUGACAUCUCGCUCCUGACUCCUGUCAGUGUGCCAGCAGCUCUGGUGGAACAAUCGUCCCACAGGACGAAGUAACACAGACUGUGAUAAAGGUCUUCUAUAAUAAGACUACACAAGCAGCUCUGUCAAAAGGACGCUGCUCCGGCUGCUUCCUGUGGUUGAUGAGGUUGAAGUUACCCCCUUGACCUUGAAAUUAUUUUUUUAUUAUUAUUAUUAUCCCAGUAAAGGCCUCGUGUUUCCCACAAGGUCAAGGUCAAAUGUCCUUCAUGAGCUUUGAAACAUUCUUCAUUUCGCACACAAGAAAAAUGUGACAUUACAGCUGCUAAAUGCACAAAUUCUUAAAGGACCAAUGUGUAGGAUUUAGUGGCUUCAAUGCUGAACCUGCUGAUUGCAGCCCCCUUGCAUCACCCUCUCCUUCCUGGCAUGAAGGAGAAACUACGGUGACCAGUGUGUGAAAGGCGUAAAUGCCCUAUCUAGAUCCAGUGUUUAGUUUGUCCCUUCUGGACUACUGUAGAAACAUCACAGCAUCUGUAGAUAUAAAAGGGUUAUGGUAACAAAACUAUAAAGAUUCCUAUUUUACAUGAUUAUACACUAAUGAAAACAGUCAUGAUUAUCGUAUUCUGUAAAUAAAGCACCCUGAAUCUGACACACUGGGCCUUUAAGUCUGACUAUUGUUGGGACUGGAUUCACCACACUGCCAAAGAAAGUUUUGUGUGACAAUACACAAAAGUAAAACCUGUAAAAGUUUCUCUCCUCCUGGAGAUCUGCUCUUGUAUUUGUUCUCUGAAUGUGAGCUAAAUAAAGACGAGUGUGCAGAAUUUCA
Molecule: messenger RNA, 3569 nt
Organism: Larimichthys crocea (large yellow croaker)
Lineage: Eukaryota; Metazoa; Chordata; Actinopteri; Sciaenidae
Product: high-affinity choline transporter 1
Exons: 8
Coding region: 112-1782 (556 amino acids)
Biological process (GO): choline transport; acetylcholine biosynthetic process; transmembrane transport
Cellular component (GO): plasma membrane
Molecular function (GO): choline:sodium symporter activity
Source: RefSeq, a predicted model, not a curated record